Messenger RNA from Pipistrellus nathusii (Nathusius's pipistrelle), 1005 nucleotides. The record is from the annotation of a GenBank genome assembly. Lineage: Eukaryota; Metazoa; Chordata; Mammalia; Chiroptera; Vespertilionidae.
AUGUCGGCGCCGGAGCUCAUUGAGCUGCGGGACCUGGGCCCCGCGCGCCGCACCCGCCUGGAGCGCGCCAACGCGCUGCGCAUCUCGCCCGGCCCCGCGCGCAGCCCGGCCAGAGCGCCGGCCCCGGGCCGCGGCCACCGCUUCCAGCCCGCGGCGCCCGCCACGCACACGUGGUGCGACCUGUGCGGGGACUUCAUCUGGGGCGUCGUGCGCAAGGGCCUGCAGUGCGCGCACUGCAAGUUCACCUGCCACUACCGCUGCCGCGCGCUCGUCUGCCUGGACUGCUGCGGCCCGCGGGACCUGGGCUGGGAGCCGGCGCUGGAGCGGGACACCAACGUGGACGAGCUCGUGCAGUGGGAGACACCUGACCUCUCUCAGGCUGAGACUGAGCAGAAGAUCAAGGAGUACAAUGGCCAGAUCAACAGCAACCUCUUCAUGAGCCUGAACAAGGACGGCUCCUACACGGGCUUCAUCAAGGUGCAGCUGAAGCUGGUGCGGCCGGUCUCCGUGCCGGCCAGCAGGAAGCCGCCCAGCCUGCAGGACGCCCGGCGGGGCCCGGCGCGGAGCGCGGCCGUGAAGCGCCGCACCUCCUUCUUCCUGCCCAAGGACGCCAUCAAGCACCUGCACGUGCUGUCCCGCACGCGGGCGCGCGAGGUCAUCGAGGCGCUGCUGCGCAAGUUCUCGGUGGUGGACGACCCCCGCAAGUUCGCGCUCUUCGAGCGGGCGGAGCGCCACGGCCAAGUGUACCUCCGGAAGCUGUCAGAUGACGAGCAGCCCCUGCGGCUGCGGCUCCUCGCCGGGCCCAGCGAGAAGGCCCUGAGCUUCGUGCUGAAGGAGAAUGACUCUGGGGAGGUGAACUGGGAUGCCUUCAGCAUGCCCGAGCUCCACAACUUCCUGCGCAUCCUGCAGCGGGAGGAAGAGGAGCACCUGCGCCAGAUCCAGCACAAGUACUCCCGGUGCCGCCAGAAGCUCCAGGAGGCCCUGCACGCCUGCCCCCUGGGGUGA